AUGGAUGGUCCAGCUGUGCAGCAGACACAGACCCCGCCGAACAACAACAGCCGUACUAACAGAGGGCAACGACAUAGACGGAGAGGCGGCGGUGGUCCCAACAGACCAUCACCCUCGCAACCAGAAACCACAGUUCCCGCCGUCAGGCAGAGUGCGGGCAGACCCUUCGGGGGACGCCUCACACGACUCCACGCAGAAGCACCGCCUUUUGUCCCAUCCUCUCUACCACCGCCUCCUCAAUCGAGCACGCAGCCCAACGACUCAAAAGCUCGUCCUCCUCACCCUGGUCAUAAGGGCACAUCCGCACGAACACCGCAGCGGCCACAGGGACGGAAAGGGUCGGUCGCGCGAUCGACGGCGCCGGACAUCGCCACCAGAAUUCAUGAGGACAUCUCCCACAAUCUCUACGAGUGUGCAAUCUGCACCAACGAGAUCGGUCGGUCUUCAAAAACCCCAAGAAUAUCUCCGGUCUUCCUCCUCACUCUUGCGGGCAGACGUGUGGCCGGGAGAGGACGUUCCCCAAACCAUGUCCACAUCCUUGCGAUCUCCUCUGUCAUGCGGGACCAUGUCCACCAUGCACAGCCAUGGGCCCCAAGCAGAGUUGCUACUGUGGCAAGCAGGAAACAGCGAGACGAUGUGUCGAGACAAAUUACGAGACGGGCUGGAGCUGCGGUGCCGUGUGCGGCGACAUCAUGCCAUGCGGCGAGCACACUUGCCAAAAGCCUUGUCAUCAGGGUCUCUGUGGCGCGUGUACGAUUGAGGUUCCCGCGCGAUGCUACUGUGGAAAAGUGGAAAAAAAUAUAUUAUGCAAAGACCGUGGCGAGGAGAGGCCAAGCAGCGACUGGAUUGGCCUCUUCGAUUGUGGUCAACAAUGUGACAGACUUAUGGACUGCGGAGUUCAUCGCUGCGAAAAGUUCUGUCAUCCCCAAGAUGCGGCAAUACCGCAUUGCCCGAAGUCAGUCGACGUCGUUACUCACUGCCCCUGUGGAAAAACGCCUCUGGCAGACCUCGAGAACGGCCUUCGAACACUCUGCACCGAUCCAAUCCCUAGCUGCGAAAAGGAAUGCGGGAGAUCGUUAUCAUGUGGUCACAAAUGCAAGCAGAUUUGUCAUUCUGGAGUAUGCAGUCCCUGCACGCUCAAAAUCUCCAAACCGUGUCGGUGCGGUCGCAAUUCGUUUGACGUCAUCUGCCACGAAGCGAACGAGGAACCACCCAAGUGCGCGCGACUGUGCAAGGCUACUCUGA
Messenger RNA from Fonsecaea pedrosoi CBS 271.37, 1245 nucleotides. RefSeq lists its product as uncharacterized. The record is from RefSeq and is a predicted model, not a curated record. The coding region runs from base 1 to 1245 and encodes 414 amino acids. The transcript is spliced from 2 exons. Lineage: Eukaryota; Fungi; Ascomycota; Eurotiomycetes; Chaetothyriales; Herpotrichiellaceae.